ACGACAACACCCAUGAGCCAGCAUCUACCCAAGUAUCUGCUAAUCCUUUUCGGGACAAAGACGCCCUUAGUAACAUUUUCGAACCAGACAACCAGAAAGACCCCUAUGAACAGGGCUAUACAUGGCAGCCACUAGAUUCAGAUAAUGAAGCACUACAAUCCUGGAAGGCUUUGGAACAGUCCUUGCUGGACAUUAGAAGUUUAUUACUUGACAGCCUUUCCUAUACUAACGAAAUCAGACGUAACGAAGCAAUCAAUUGUUUAUUACCUUCACAUCAAUCGGCAUCAGAACAGAAGGAAGUUUUCGGCCCUACAGAAAUUAAGGAGACUUUGGAAAAGGAAAAU
This is a messenger RNA of Racocetra fulgida, 344 nucleotides long. Lineage: Eukaryota; Fungi; Glomeromycota; Glomeromycetes; Diversisporales; Gigasporaceae. The record is from the annotation of a GenBank genome assembly.